AGAAGCAAAGAAAUCUCUUCAACUUUCAUCAUGUUUUUAUCCAAACCAGCGGAGCAACUUGCCCAGGAGCUAAGCUGUCCCAUCUGCCUUCAGCUCUACAGUGAGCCGGUGGUUCUCCCUUGUGGGCACAACUACUGCCAAGCUUGUAUCUUCAAGACUGCUGAAUCUACAGACAUUGGCAAAAAAAUGCUUCCACGAUGCCCAGAGUGUCGCGAAGAGUAUCAGGGUGUGGAUAAUUUGCAGAAGAACUUCAAACUUUCUAACAUUGUUGAUGGUUACCUUGCCACUACAUCACAGAUACCGGUAUAUGAAGAGAUUGUGGCUGAGUCGGAACCUGAUUCAGACAAACCUACGGUUUUCUGCGACCACUGCAUAGACAACCCACUGCAUGCAGUGAAGACCUGCGUGAAGUGUGAAGUCUCUCUGUGCUCCAGGCAUCUUCAGAGGCACAACGAGAAGGAAUCCUUCAGGAGCCACUCUUUGGUGGAUCCCCAGAUCGAGCUGGGGUCGAGGAGCUGUUCCAUCCACCAACUUCCCCUCGAGUACUUUUGUUCCAAUGACAUGACAUCUCUGUGCACUUCAUGCUUUGUGGAGGGCCAUCACCAGAACCACGAUGUUCUCACGUUCAGUGUGGCCGAAGAAGAGAUGAGACGAGCCCUGGAGAGCCGAAACAAGGUGGUUUCCAGUAGACUGCAGCUGACAGAAAGCCUGCUGCGGAGGACCACAGAGGACCAGGAAGCCUCUGAGGCCACAGGAGACAGAAUGGUCAGCAAGGCUGUCUCACUUAUGGACAGUAUGGCUACAAUGGUGGACAGGUACAGGGACCGGCUGUGCAUGCUGUUGGAAGAGGAGAGAGGGCAGCGUAGGAAAAGCUGGCAGUUUGGAGUGAGUGCACUGGAGGAGCAACAGCAGCAGCUGAUUGAGGCCCAGAAGAGUGCUACACAGGCCCUCAGUGAGUCGGACACAUGUGUCUUUAUUCACAGAUUUAUUAUGAUUGAACAGAAACUUAAAGAUAUCGUCACGGUAAGUAUUCCCACCACAAUGCCCUCAAAGGCUCCACUCAACACCAAGCGUCUCCAGGCAGAGCUCAAAACCCAAGACUUCCGCUCAGAAAUGGUCCGCUUCCUGGAUAGCCUUCUCAUCCUUCUGAACCCCAUGGAGCUUACCUUCAAUGUCUGCACUACUCACCCCAGUUUGGUGGUGUCCACUGACCUGCGCACGGUCAGGUACAGCUCCACCAAACAGUCUUACAUGGAUCAUACAGAGCGUUUUACCAGCACACCCCAGAUCCUGUGCAGCCAGAGUUUCUCAAGUGGCACACAUGUAUGGGUGGUAGAAGUGGGGGGCAAUUGCAUGUGGUCCCUUGGUGUGUGCUACAAAAGCAUCCCUCGCCGGGGGGACCAUAGUCGCCUGGGGCACAACAUUGUGUCCUGGAGAUUGCAGAGGAAAAAUGGGAAGCUGACUGUGUGUACGGCCUCCAGUAACAUGGCCUUGGCUGAAACGGCCACUCCUCCAACCAAGAUUGAGAUUGCACUUGACUAUGAGGGGGGGGCAUUAACGUUCCACAGCAUCAAGUGGCACAGGGAGCACCUCUACACCUUCCGAGCUGUGUUCAAAGAACCAGUUUACCCAGCAUUCAGUAUUCAUUCAAACACUCCCGAGUCCUGGAUCACUCUACAGAGUGGGGUGUGA
This is a messenger RNA of Nematolebias whitei (Rio pearlfish), 1692 nucleotides long. RefSeq names its product E3 ubiquitin/ISG15 ligase TRIM25. The coding region runs from base 31 to 1692 and encodes 553 amino acids. The record is from RefSeq and is a predicted model, not a curated record. The transcript has 4 exons. NCBI's taxonomy places the organism in Eukaryota, Metazoa, Chordata, Actinopteri, Cyprinodontiformes, Rivulidae. Gene Ontology annotation, molecular function: zinc ion binding; protein binding.